AGGUGACACCAGCUAGAAGUCGACCCAUGUUCACGCCGCGACCUCCCCGCUCCCAACUUGCAUCGUGUACCGCGUCAAGAGCCGUGCGCAUUACGGCACUGGCCGCUCUCCGAUGAGACGAGUGGAUGGUGGUGCAAGUCGACAGCGUGGAGGUCCCAAACGCGAGAGCCAUCAUGACCCCGCUUCCAUGCACCAUUGUAAACGUCGUGGGCAGUUGUCCGAUGUGGGGAUUGCAAAAGCACAAAAGACAAAGCUCGAGAGGAGGAUCGUGUCCGAAUGAGAAAACUGCUUCUUGGAAAGAGAUCGCUUGUCCGGGGACUUUCCCUACAGCAAAAGAUCGAUGGUGGAAAAAGCUCUUGAUGAGCAUCUCCCCACCGCAGCUGCAAUGCGGUCCUUUGACCGUCUCUGGACGCUGCUCAGCAGCUACAGAACUGCGCAAAGGAACUCGUCGAGCUCGCCGACUGCCUCACAUGGGGACAUCGACAGCCCAUGCGCAACCUUCUAUAUGCUUCGUGGACGACGAGAGACGGCGUCGAACAUGCGCCAAACACGGCUCGAUAGACUUUGCCACCUUGGUGUGUGUCAGCGACGAAGUUGCACCAGCGUCCGAGCAACAUUUCGACGCCUCUCGCCGCCAUCCACGAGUAGCACGAUAAAAUUCGAUGUCGGCUUCCUUUCUUGCGCGUCCCUUGUUGAGCAGUACGAAAGAGACGCGUAAUAUGUAUCAGAAGCACCAAGGAAAAAGUCUUGGUUGAGAACGAAAUCUUGUUGGAUUGAUCUUUGCUGCCUUUCCCUCAGCCGAUUGCCCAUGUGAUGAACAGAGUCAUCGAGCAACGUGAUGAAUAUAGCAGCAUGCGUGUGGUGAUUGGGUUGCGGGACGAGGUAAAGGAUCUUGACCUACCUGUGCGAAUCCGCUUUCCGAUGCGGUUCGAGUGACUCAUCGACCAAUGCGAAUCUGAGAGGUGACACGACAAAGUGCAGCGCAUACAUUCCACCGCUUAACGCAAGUCCGAUCAGCGACUGAUGGCUGAUUUGCUCCUCAGGGUGUGCUGGCGUGAAGGGCGUGAGCAUAGAAGGAGCAAUGAAAUCAAGUGCUGACGAACGGGGUAAUGGGCGGCAGAUGGUGGCAGCAGCGGUGUGUGUGCCUUCCUG
This is a messenger RNA of Ceraceosorus bombacis, 1152 nucleotides long. NCBI's taxonomy places the organism in Eukaryota, Fungi, Basidiomycota, Exobasidiomycetes, Ceraceosorales, Ceraceosoraceae. The record is from the annotation of a GenBank genome assembly.